AUAGUUUCCCUCCGUCAGCUGAUCGGGAGGCGGCCUCCGACCCGGAAGCGGAUGGCGCUCGGGCGGUGAGGGGAGAGGCGGCGCCGACGUUAUGGAGCCCGCGGAGCUUUACUGCCCGCCGGACGGGGCGCAGCAGCCCGGGCCCUCGGGUCACAACAAAAGCUGGAAAAACGAGACAGCCUUUAAGAUGAAUGAGAAGAAGAAGCUGCCGACCACCACCAGAACUCCAUCAAUACACCUCAGAUUACAGAAGCAUCGGGAAUUGGCCAAGAGAGCCCUCAAGAAGAAGGCAAUGGCUGGAGGUCCGGUCUUGCAUCAGCCUAAGUCGGGGACAAAAAGGUUAGUAAAAUUCAAUAAAGGAUAUUCUGCUUUGAAGCAACAUCCAGAUGAAUCUUUAGUUUCCUUGGAGUCUGACAGUGAUGGCGAGUUUGAAUCCAAGUAUUAUUCAUCAUCAGGCUAUUCUUCUGCAGAGCAGCAAGUCAAUCAGGACCUGAACCGUCAGCUCCUGAAAGACGGCUACCACCUGGACGAAAUACCGGACGAUGAAGAUCUUGACCUCAUUCCUCCGAAGCCUGUUACCUCAUCAGCCUGUGCUUGUUGUCAGGCAGAAAGCUCUUGUACUGUCCAGUAGUCACGGCCUAUCCACAUCAUAUCAAAGGCAAAUCUCGUUUUGGACAAUUGAAUUUUUUAAAGCACUGCAUACCUGACACUAUGAAUAUAUAUAUAUAUAUAUAUUUUGAACUGGGAAACCAUAUUUGCAUACCUGAUUUUUAAAAACCUGAUGUGUGGAUUGUAAUUGCUCAUCAUCUUCACCAAGUUUAAUGUGUGCCCCUUUUAAUUUAUAUCAUCUGCAUCUUAUCUGUUUGAGUAGCUGGAGGUAAAGCUGAAACUAAAUUUCUCCAGUGUCGGCUACUGAUUUUUUUUUGCCACUUGCCUAGCUGAAUGGCAUUGAUGCAGCAUUAAACUGCCAUUUCUGCAGCUGGUUGCCUACCCACCACACCACCCCCCGCCCCCCCCACCACCACCACCACCAAACUGAAAGAAAGUGGAAAGAGACUGAAAUUUUGGGUAAGUAAAAUUAAUUCACUUGAUUUCAGAGUGGACAUUCAUAAGAAAUGUCUGUGCAUUAAUGUAAGAUGUUGACCCCAUCAUGCAUGUGACAGCUUUUACCAGACUGGUUUUUUUUUACAAACUAUGUGCACAUUAAUGGACUCCGCUGUUUCCUCCCAUACGUGAAGAUUGAAUUUAGUGGGUGACUCGGGAAUGAAGGAUUGUGAAGACUGACGAUCUGUUAGUCAUCAGUUGAACCUAUGAAGACUGACGAUCUGUUAGUCAUCAGUUGAACCUAUCAGGAAGAAUUCCAUGACAGAAUGUCAGUUUGGCAAGAAAUAAAAAUUAAAUCUGCACUUUCGAACAUUUACCAUCAAUGGGCAGUAGUAGGAAAGUUGAAUUGAACCUGAAUGGCAAAUAGCAAAAAUCUGUGUCUGGCUUUGCACAUGUAACAUUUGGCACCUCUAAAGAUGAAACUUGGAUGAACCAGCACCAGGACAAUGUUUGGUUUGUGCAGGAGGGACUGUGUAUAGCAAUGACCAGAGACAGUUCUGAUGCAAAGUGUAGCAUCCAAAAUGUCUAUGAAAUAUUUAAAUUGUUUUUGGAGUUGCAUUAACUGGGUUCUUUUUAAAUAUCUGCACCGUGGAAGAGCAUAUUCACAGCACCAGUUCCAGAUUUUACCUGCGUUAUCUUGGGGCACAUAAUCACAGUAAAGAGGUUUCUUUUGAGGAAAGAAGACUGUGGGUUUGAAAGAGGAUCAAUGCAGCGUUUAUUGGGGCAGCUUAGCUUUGCCCCACUUGGUCAGGUGACUUACUGCAGUGCCCAAAAAAUGAAAUGGAGAAAGUAACUCGACUGUGCUGCUUUUUAGCAGCAGGCAGCACUGCGAUGGGUUGUACAGAUAUCAUUACUAUGCUUUGCUGUCCAGGUACCACUUUUUUCAGAGGUGUGAUCGCCAUGUUGUCUGGUUUUGGGCAGCAACAUACAAUAUGCCAUUUAAAAAUAGCCGAACAAAGUAAAGUUGGUGAAAGGUGUGGAAAUCACUGUUCUGGUUGCACUUGUGUUCAGGCAAGCAAUUGAAUGGGUUUUUAUGGACGUUUCUAAUGAAACCUCCCACUAAUUCCCAUGGCAAGAGCUGAUCUAUAACAAAUGCGGUGGAGCAGAAUAAGAAGGAUAUUUACCUCAUUGUAUUCUGUUCUGUAACAAAGCAACUGCAUAUUAAAUGGAUUCAGAAUGGAAGUCUCUUUAUAAUGUGUUUAGGUACUACAGAGCCAGGUGCAAUAUGUGAAAUGGUUGAGAGCUCAGAUCAGUUUUUACAAGCCCACUGCAACCAAAGAGAACCUAUUUGAGGUACUCUGAGUGAAUAAAUAGUGGAUACCUGUUUUGCUUAAUUUGAAGGCAGUGAUAGCUGAUGCACUGAUUCUCGUCACCAUAGAAGUUUUAUCCAGAUGUUUACGUGGACUUCUGUAGGAGUUCUUGACCUGAAAUUGGCCUGUUUUUAUCCAGCUCCAGCAGUGUGCACAGUGAUCUCCACAUGAGCAACACCUGACCUGAUAUUGCCUGCCUCUUGAUUAUUAGUCAGUCUGGUGUCCUUUAUCCAGAUCAUUCUCUUUAAACAAUGCCACUGGAUUAAAAUGUCAUGUGCAUAAUCUAACACUUUAAUGAUGCUUCAACCUAUUUCAUGUUAUAGGGGGCCAGGACAAUGUCCAAAGCACCAACUCAGUCCCUUGCACUGAGUAUCAAUUGGUCCCACUGCACAGAAACACUGAAGCAUUCAUUAUAGCACUGGUGGAUUGAAAUUUGUGUGCAUAGCUCUGCAUGUUUUAAUGAUGUGGCAUUUUUCUGUACAUUUAAUGUUUGCUUUUCCAGUUAAGUUUGUUUAAUAUAUGCAAUGAUGUGAGGUUUGGACUUCUUGUUUUAUAUGCUGUCAGUUGAGCUUGGUUGAAACACUAAUUUCCCUUUCUAAAGUUUUUGUAUAUCUCACCAAAAUUCUGUCUUUAUGCAUGGUGCAGACUUGACAUUCCUGCAUCUUGGCUUCCAGUUGCAUUGUUUUUCAAUAUUAAAUAGCAAAUAUUUAACUGAAAACCUCUGUUUAAUCUAAGGUGGUAGGGGGGAGGUAAAAGGAUUCUGCAUUGCAUUGUCUGGGAUUUUGCUGUGUAUAUUAGUGUAUGAAUGAUGAGAGCAUUUACAUGCAAUCAUUUGUGGCCUGUUUUAAUAGGAAGCUUUUUAAAAUGAGUGGGUUAAUAACUCCAUAAAAUAGCCCUCCAAAGAAUUGCUUAGCACUCACAUUUGCACAGUUCAUGUGUUUCGAUCCAUAUUAGGAGGAGAACAUGCAGAGGAAAGUCUCAUCUAUCCUGAGCAGUAAACUGAAGACAUUGUGCUGGAGAAUCAUUUAUAUACAAAAGUUUUAUCUAGAAAUUUCAGGAUUGGAGAAUUUUCUCAAAGCCAUGUCUGUAAUUUAGAAUGAAGUCUGAAUCUCUUGGAAUGCGAGUAUGAGCUGUGGUUUAAAUGCAUGAUUAGAUUAAAUUGGAUAAUCGAUUCAUUCCAGUUUUGGCACUUAGUUCCAACUGUUGCAUUGAUUGGAACAUUGGCUGCUCAAUUCAGAAAGGUAGUCAUUUAGUGCUGCUAUCUUGAGGUGUUGCUAAAUGUUAAGGCAAAGGAAAUUUUCCCAGCUCUUCCCUGCUACAGGUGAAUGUGGCUGAAGUGCAGGUGGAACAUUAGAGUAAGCUGAAAUUUCCUGGCACUUACAAAUGCAUCUGUAUGAAGUUUACUUCUGUUUGACUUCUGUAAUCCAUUCUUAUUUUGCUGUCAUUAAUAAAGACUCCUUUUUGUUUUGGACUUUUUUAGUCAGAGCACUGUAGUGCAGUAUAUUGGAUCUGACUAGCAGUGAAUCAAUUUGGAAGUAUUGUGUUUUUUGAUUUGGAGUCUGCAUAAAGUACAAGUCAGUAUGGCAUCUUACACGUAAUAGUUAGCAAACUGUGAUGUCGGCUCAUCAGUUUGUCUCCCACUUGUAGGAUUCUCAUUGACCACGUGUCAAAUCCCACAGUCACCCGUCACAUUCCCAUACAUGUAAUACCUUAUACCAGCAUUGGGAAAGUUGACAGGGAUCCCACACGAAGGCUGGCCUAUCCAUGGGAAAUGCUGCCUUGCUCUUGUUAUCAUUCUUACAGUUGCUGUUGAAGUGUUAAUUGUACAGUGACAAAGGUUGCUGAUAGGGUUAAAUAAAAGUGAGGGUUUAAAAGCAUGUUCUUCUGUUCAUCAAUAUUUAAUUUUGCCUUCUUGUUUACUACUUGUUCAUUAUGGGGAAUACUACAAGCUGCAAUAUUGAGUAGUUGAAAGCACUAUAGAAAGUUGUACACACGUGAUGUUAGCCAAGGAGAGUUGAUCAGUAUCUGAAGAAAAAUAAACUAAACCCCAUUUACAAUUGCAGGAUGUAGUAUGGUUAUUUUAUAAAUUGGCUCACCUAUUGGAACUCGUCUGUGUGCUUUAGAACUGCAAUCCUGCUCGGACAGUAAAUGCCGAAAUCUCCAAACUUCACGCACUCUAGCCUGUUAAAAAUGUACUGUGGUUCGGCAGAUGUGUUUUAAAAGCUUUGAGCAGUUGCUUUUCGCAGAGGUUGAUUGUGAACUGUUUGUUUGUGCGGAGCUGUUUCCCGCACUUCAUGCACAAUUGCCUUCAGCAGCCGGAUUCUUCAGCACUUGUUAUCAGUUGAAUUUAUAUUUCAUCUUGGACUAUGUAAAGACCAAGAUGUGUAGCAGUCUGGUAUGCCAGCAGCCUACUAAAACACUUGUAUUUACUGUGUUUGGCUGUGGUAGUGCCUUGAGUUUAAUUUCCAGAGAAAGAUGGGAGGUGGGUGGGGAGAUGAGGGAUUGGAGUUGGUAUCAGUUUGCAUCGAGGAUAUAUGCUUAGCAUCUAAAGGCGGAGGAAGUGCCUCUAAUUAGACCAGUGUUACCUGAUCAGUCAAUUACUGCCAAUGCUGUACAAACAUCUGUCUGGUGAACUUUGUUCAAGAGAGUCGGUGGAUCAAGUCCAUGCUAAAAACCCGAAAGCACCUUACAUUGUGGGAGUAACAGGAACACACUUGGACCAAAGUAGAAAUUAUUUAUAAGAAAAGUGGCAGGGUCAUAAGUUUACAAUGCUGUUAUUUACAAAAACUUGAGAUUACUGAGAUUCAGUUUUAAAAUAAAAUGGCAUUCCCAUGUUCUUGCUAUUUGAAUUAAGUCAGGGUCAAUGAAACAAAAAGGGAGUUCAAGCAAGAUUUUUGUAUAAGUAGAAGUUUAAAAUCUCUAGACUAGUUCAACCAUGAAAUUUCUGUGAACAUUGAUGUGGAUAUAUUUAAGAAAAUUGAAUGUGAUACUUGUGUUGUGUUCUCUGGAAGCUCUGAUGGAUUGCAAAAAUGCACUGGGCCAUAAGGGUUCUGAAACAUUUGAAGUUUUGCCGUGUAGGCAAAUGCUUGCAGAGCAUAAAAGACUAAAUAUUUUGUCUGUGCAAUACAUAGACUUAACUACAUUUUAUUAAAUUGCAUUUAUUUUUUGUAUGUUAUUGGUAUGGCAGAUUAAAAUAAAGAAUGCUUUAAAUGAG
Messenger RNA from Pristis pectinata (smalltooth sawfish), 5628 nucleotides. RefSeq names its product family with sequence similarity 219 member B (gene fam219b). The coding region runs from base 92 to 631 and encodes 179 amino acids. NCBI's taxonomy places the organism in Eukaryota, Metazoa, Chordata, Chondrichthyes, Rhinopristiformes, Pristidae. The record is from RefSeq and is a predicted model, not a curated record. The transcript has 6 exons.